CUUUUUUUAUCAAGGAGCAGGGUAAAGCAAAAGGAUUGUUAGCGGUGACGUUUUUAAUUUACCACCGUUAAUUAUACAUGUAACAAACCUGUAGUAUCCUACAUUAUGUUCCUACCUGUGAAAGAAGUGUUUUAUUUUAGUUUGCAACUCAACGAAUAGCUGGUAAGACUUUUAUUUUGACUGUUGAAUUCCUUCACUGUGAAAGUUACUCACUGAGUGCCAGUGUGCUAAGAUGCCUGCGGAGUUAAAACAGAGGAAGAAGUCUCAGAAACAAAGCGACCCAGUUCCAGAGACUUCGGCUACUAAUGGGAAAGAUGAAACGCAGAAAGUGAAGACUGAAGCUGGAAACAACGCAGGAGCGAACAAAACCUCCUCCAGUUUGGAUGUUAGGAGUUUAAUGUGCUUGUUGUCGCUGGCAGCGUGCGGGGCUCUCAGCUGGAUGGUACUGCAACAGAAUGACAGGUUUUCUGCUAUUGAAGAAAAGUACAAAUCUUUGCAAGGAAAGACUUCGAGUCUGUUCGACAUGGAGGAGGAAGUCCUAAAGGUUUCUGAAAAGUGUGAGAGCGUCCAGCUGAUGCUGCAGGGUCUUGAGGGUCAGAGGGGGGCUCUGGGGCCCCAGCUGGAGGGUCUGCAGCAGGACGUGAGCCGGCUGCAGGAGUGGUCCUCGGGGCUGAACGAGAAACGGGCUCAGCUCCAGGGCAGCCUGUCGUCGCUGAAAGACGCUGUGGGACAGAUCGAGGAGCGCACCUCCGCCAUCGCCAAGGACUUUGUCAACAAGGUGGCGUCGGUGAGGACGGACGUGCGCAGGAUGGAGGGCCUGCGCUCGGAGCUGGAGUCUCUGCUGACUCAGGUGACGAAGCUGGAAGACAAAACCUCUCAGGUGGAGCACAGCAUGGUCAUACGCAUCGGGGAGGUGCUGGCCAACAGCAUCGACCGGGUCCAAAAUCUCCGUGACGCGUCCGAACGCAACACUAAGGCCAUCGAGCAGCUCCGCAAGCAAGUCCCUGAACUCACCGCAGCUGAUACACGGAUCUCUGAGCGCCUCAGGGAGCUGGAGAGCGGCAGAGCUCGGCUGAUAAGAACAGUGACCUUUGCCAGUGACCUCAAACCAAAAGUAGCUUCUAUCAAGAGAGACUUGGGGGCGUUUGAGCCUCAGAUGUCAGACCUGACUCUGCGGAUAGGAAGGCUGGCGGAGGAUCUGAUGAAGAGAGAGCAGGAGGUCGCUGAGCUGAGACAGACUCUGGCUAACCUCACUGCUGUAGAGGGAGAUUUAAGUGUUACUGCUAAACAGGUCAGUGAAAUAGCUGAUAUCUCUGAUAUAGGAGCGAUGCACCGGCCAACAUGAGCCAUACUUCAACAUCAUCAAGAUCAAAGAUUUCUCCUUUUGGUUUGUCUUCUGCAAUUACAUCUGGUCAACUGUAGGCCUACUACUGUUUGAGCAUUUACUCAAAUUCACAUUUUUAUUCUAACUUAAAUAAAAAGGAAACCUUGUCUACGAAAUUGUGAUCUAAUUUAAAAAAGAUGAGAUUGUUGUAUGUGCAGCACAUUUCUAAAAAGUGCUUACAUGAAAUAAGCCCAAACCAGCAAUAAUAUUCAAAACUAUUUAAAUAAAAGGUAUUAUAGGAAAUGAAUGCCUGAAAACAUUAACAAAUAAAGAUACAAUUGAGAGGAUGAGAAAAAAGUGUCAAGCAUGUGUCGGUAAAUCAUUUAAAAUAUAGCAGUAAAGGUUAACAUAGGUCACUCAAUAAAACAAAGACCAUCAAAACAAACAUUAACAUUUAAAAGAUGAUACUGAUUUACAUAAUUUACUCAGGAAGAUUGUUUCAAAGUAUUCUUUCCCUAAUAGAUAAAGUGCAGCCAUGUUUUUUGUUUAGCCUGACCCAAAGAACAGAGCUAACAAUAACCCAUUAGACAUUGAAUGACAACAGCAGCAUUGUGUCUCUCAGUAUUUCUUGAGUUGUAUAAUGUGUUUGUUUUCUUUGUUGGUUCCCUCCAGCCAUAUGUGGUUUAACGGUUGAGGUUAACUGGUUUGUUUUGUUUUCUCACAUUUUACACUGAUUACAUUUGAUUUUCUUUGGUUCAAUGGGUGUUCCUCUAGCGGUGUGUUUUUAGGAGACAAAUGUUUUGUUGAAAAUGUAAGUAUUUUGCCAUACAGUAAAUAAGGUAAUUUCUGUGUCUUGCAGGAAUAUUUUGGUAAAUACACUACACUCCAAUCUCAUGUUUUACAGUAAAUAUGAAGCUACAGCUGGCAGAGUACGAAAUCAACAGGAAAACGGCUCCUGCUAAUACUGGGUUAUAGGCAGGGGAGCACAUAACUUUUUUGCCCUGGUUCUCAAAGGAGCACCUGGAGAUGUUGCUUGGUGCUCAUCCUUAAAAUGAAAUAAACCGUAACUUUUGA
Messenger RNA from Gymnodraco acuticeps, 2398 nucleotides. It is a transcript of the gene ikbip, whose product is annotated as IKBKB interacting protein. Bases 233 to 1345 code for a protein of 370 amino acids. The transcript is spliced from 4 exons. The record is from RefSeq and is a predicted model, not a curated record. Lineage: Eukaryota; Metazoa; Chordata; Actinopteri; Perciformes; Bathydraconidae.